Molecule: messenger RNA, 618 nt
Organism: Mesocestoides corti
Lineage: Eukaryota; Metazoa; Platyhelminthes; Cestoda; Cyclophyllidea; Mesocestoididae
Source: the annotation of a GenBank genome assembly
AUGUUAGGGCGCCUCGGUGUUGCUUGUAUUGUCGGUGUCGUUGGGUCUGCCAUUACCUACCUUCUGAUUCCAUUUAUUUCGCCAGCUUUUCGGCGAGUUUGCCUGCCAUUUGUGCCUGCAACGACCGAGCAGCUGUCUGUGGUGGCACAGUUGCUGCAACAUGCUGAGACCCAUGCAGGCAGACGCAUCGGACGUCUUGUUGACAUUGGCAGCGGGGAUGGUCGUGUCGUGCUGUAUUUGCUGUCGGACAAAAAACUGGCGACAUUAACCACGGCCUCCGGUGUAGAGCUAAAUAGACCUCUCGUUUGGUGGUCACGUUUCGCAGCCUGGCGUCAAGGUCACCGCGACAGGGCUACCUUCCACUGUCGGGAUCUGUGGAAGUUUGAUCUCUCGCAGUUCCAAAGUGUUGUGGUCUUUGGUGUUGAUUCCAUGAUGAAGCCAUUGGAGAAGAAGUUAUUAGAGGAGUUGAGUGACCAACCAGUAAUUGUUGCCUGCAGAUUUCCUCUACCCUGUUUGCAAUAUGAAAUGAAACUUGGCAGUGGUUCUGACGCCGCGUACCUUUAUCUACCGCGGCUGCCACGGAAGGAAAUUCACACUGUGUUUUCGUGUCGCACUUAG